UGUUAGGAGGAGUAAGUGAAUUUGAUUGUCGUCAGAACUAGAUUGCCAUAUGAGUUCUGAAAAGCGCUUGGCUCCUGAGGAUAACUGCUCUAAAAAUAGAUGUGGAGGAGAGGUUUCUCUUGGGUCCAGUUUCGGGUUCCAGCUGAGCUGGCUUUAGGAAAUUUGUUUGCUCCUGUUGCAAGACUACAGUGAGGAUAAAUCCGUCUCUUACUCUGCCUUCAGCAUUGAUUUUUGGAGAUACUGACCCACUUGCUCUGUCUGCGGAAAUCCAGCACUAAUGUUAUGGCUGACGACACAGAGACUAAGCAUGGAGGAAGCAAGAAUGGAAAGAAAGAAGGACUCUCUGGAAGCUCAUUUUUCACCUGGUUUAUGGUAAUUGCUUUGCUGGGAGUUUGGACGUCAGUAGCAGUUGUCUGGUUUGAACUUGUAGAUUAUGAAGAAGUUCUAGGCAAGCUUGGAAUAUAUGAUGCUGAUGGAGAUGGAGAUUUUGAUGUGGAAGAUGCUAAAGUAUUGCUAGGUGAGGAGCCAGGAGGGGUAGCCAAGAAAAGAACUAAAGUCAAAGUAAAAGAAGCUAUUAAAGAACCGCUCAGGAAAUUAAGGGAGAAGCAGGAAUCCAAGAAGGAGGAGAUCAAAGAUGAGGAAGAAAAAAAGAAAGCCAGGAAAGGAAAAGAUGCUACUGACCGAAAGGACAAGAAAGCUGUUGAUAUGAAUAAAUUAAAGAAAGAUUCAGACAAGGCGAAAAGAGUCAGAGGAAAGGAAAAAGGCGUAGACAAAAAUGUAAAAUCCAAGGAGACUACAAAAAAACCAGCCAGUGAAAAGGAUGGUACUAUUCAGGUGGGUAAAGACAAAGAAACCAAAAAGGUAGUUAAAAACCCAUCCAAGGAAGACAAGAAAGAAAAGAAAUGA
Molecule: messenger RNA, 906 nt
Organism: Leptosomus discolor (cuckoo roller)
Lineage: Eukaryota; Metazoa; Chordata; Aves; Leptosomiformes; Leptosomidae
Source: RefSeq, a predicted model, not a curated record